GCAUCCAAACACAUAAAGAGACGUGAAUGCCCCGUGUUAAUGGCACAUUCUUUUUGUUUUGGUGGGAAAUGGAGAGGGGGUAGUUGGUGAUGGAGGCGGCGGGAACCUUGCGAAGAGGGUAGCCUCCGCUCCUCCCCCUCCCAAAGGAGAGAAAUAAUGGGAAGGUUUCAGAGCGCCUCUUUUUCCUCUGGCUGUUGGGUUGCUAUAGGGAGGAGCCUGAGGUUGGUCCAGCCCCGUCGAUCGCGAGAGCUAAAAGAACCCGGGCGGGCCCCACAGUCGCUUUUCGCAGUGCCCGUUUUGUCUGCACCAUGAAGCGACCGAGAUUCAUCUUUCCAAGCGCUGCGAUUGUCGCCGCGAUGCUGAGCACCCUGGUAAUGGGCGCAGCUGCGGCCAGUGACGGAGAGCAAGAGGCUGUAGAUCCUGGCAAACUCCUAGUUUUAACAGCUGCCACAGAGGAGACUGAAGGAUACCAACGCUUUCUUCGGACCGCCAAGUACUUUAACUACACUAUCAAGACUCUUGGCCUUGGUGAGAACUGGAAGGGAGGGGAUGUUGCCCGGACGGUUGGUGGAGGCCAGAAGGUCCGUUGGCUGAAAGCCGAAAUGAAGACACAUGCAAAUGAGGAGGACCUGAUUGUCAUGUUUGUAGACAGCUAUGAUGUGAUCCUAGCAGGGAGCCCCAUCGAACUUCUCUGGAAGUUCAUGCAGUUCAAGAGCAACCUGGUCUUCUCAGCAGAAAGCUUCUGCUGGCCGGAGUGGUCGCUGGCUGAGAAGUACCCACAGGUGUCUGUGGGGAAGCGGUUCCUGAACUCUGGAGGAUUCAUUGGCUAUGCCCCCACCAUCAAUCGCAUCGUCCAGCUAUGGAAGUAUAAAGAUGAUGACGACGACCAACUCUUCUAUACUCGCAUUUACUUGGAUCCGGCCUUGCGGGAGAAACAUAGGAUUACUCUGGACCACAAGUCAAAAAUCUUCCAGAACCUGAAUGGCGCCAUCGAUGAGGUAGUUUUGAAAUUUGAACGGACCCGAGUGCGCGCCCGAAACGUCGCUUACGACACCCUUCCUGUUGUCAUCCAUGGCAAUGGGCCCACCAAGCUACAGCUGAACUAUCUGGGGAAUUACAUCCCCAAUGUUUGGACUUACGAAGGGGGCUGCGAGAUGUGUGAUGAAGACCUCCUAGAUCUGUCAGGCCUGCAGGAAGAGUCAUAUCCGCACGUAAUCCUUGGCGUGUUCAUCGAGCAGCCCACUCCAUUUCUACCUCAGUUUCUGCAACGUCUCCUGACCUUUGAUUAUCCUUACUCUCAUCUCCGCCUCUUCAUCCACAACCAUGAGGUGUAUCACGAGAAGCACGUCCAGGCUGAGUGGGAGCAACUUCGGGGGGCCUUCGAGAGCAUCAGUCUGGUGGGGCCAGAGGAGGAGCUGAGCGAGGGGGAGGCGAGAGAUAUGGCCAUGGAUCUCUGCCGGCAGGACCCCACUUGCGAUUACUACUUUAGCCUGGAUGCUGAUGUGGUUGUGGCAAACCCUGAGAUCUUGCAGAUACUUAUUCAGGAGAACAAGAAAGUCAUUGCUCCGAUGGUGUCCCGGCAUGGCAAGCUUUGGUCCAACUUUUGGGGUGCCCUGAGCCCUGACGAAUAUUACGCACGCUCAGAGGACUACGUGGAGCUGGUGCAGGGCAAGAGAAUCGGGGUGUGGAACGUCCCUUACAUCUCUCAGGCCUAUCUGCUGCGAGGGGAGACAUUACGCCACAAGCUGCCCCAGCGCAACAUCUUCACCUUGGACGACACAGACCCAGAUAUGGCCUUUUGCAAGAGUGUGCGGGAAAAGGGCAUCUUUCUUCACAUCAGUAACCGGGACGAGUUUGGGCGCCUCCUUUCUACUGGCAGAUACAACAUAUCCCACCUACAUCCUGACCUCUGGCAGAUCUCUGAGAAUCCCCUAGACUGGCAGGACAAAUAUAUCCAUGAGAAUUACUCUCAGGUGCUGGAAGGGGAACAUUACGAGCAGCCGUGCCCUGAUGUUUACUGGUUCCCAGUGUUCACUGACCAGAUGUGCGACGAGCUGAUAGAAGAAGUGGAACGCUUUGGCCAAUGGUCUGGAGGAAGGCAUGAGGAUAGGCGGCUGGCUGGGGGCUAUGAGAACGUCCCUACUGUUGAUAUCCACAUGAACCAAAUUGGUUUCGAGAAGGAAUGGCUCCAUUUCCUGCAGGAGUACAUUGCACCUGUCACGGAGAAGCUCUAUCCUGGCUACCAUACCAAGGCACGAGCGAUCAUGAACUUCAUGGUCCGGUAUCGUCCGGAUGAGCAACCUUCACUCCGGCCGCAUCAUGAUUCCUCCACUUUCACCAUCAACGUUGCACUCAACCACAAAGGGAUUGACUAUGAGGGAGGUGGCUGCCGCUUCAUCCGCUACAACUGCAAAGUGGAAUCCCCCCGCAAGGGCUGGACCUUGCUGCACCCCGGCCGCCUCACCCAUUACCACGAAGGAUUGCCCACCACCCGUGGGACCCGCUAUAUCAUGGUCUCCUUUGUGGACCCCUAACACCAGCUCCACCUCCACCCCUGGUCCUGGGGCAGUGAGUGGGCCACAGUGGUCAACACACUGAAAGACAGAGACUUGGUGGAGGGCAGAUGGGAGUCUUCCUCUCUUGCUCCACUGCCACUUGGUGCCUUCAACAAUGGAGGAAGAUGGAUGACUGUACAUCAGCUGCAGAUGGCCACAGCCCUUGCCUAGCACUGAACAUUUGGCCACCACUAGCGCCAGGAGGAACCGCUACUGCCUUGCAGUGUACCACCAACCUUCCCUCCACAUAAUAUGUGGGUCACAACCGGACUGUCGGUUGUUUGCACCUGUCUCUGGCAAAAAGUCACUCAAUCAGGAUGUGUUAUCCGUGGCCCAGCCAGCAUAGGACACGAUUGUUUUAGCAUUAGCACAAUCAUUCUUUAAACAUUUUUAAAGACUUUUGCUCAAAUCAAAACACCACUGAACUUUUCCUACGUAUAUAUUGGAUGACUUGUGCCCCAGGCCUUCACUCUGCCCCCACCUUGCCUUUUUUUUUUUUUUGAACCAGUGUUUGAGCUAGGAGUGUUUUUGUUAUACCCAUGUUUAUAUCACUACCUUUUGCACAAGAACAAGGGUGCUUCUGAGCAACUGCAGAAUAUUUUCCCCCUAUCAUUCCCAGCCUCACACAGUUGGGGAUUUAAGAAGGUGGUGAUUCAGGGCCCCAUCUGCACUGUGCACUUAAAGCAGUGUUAUUCCACUGUAGUUACGGCUUCCCCUAAAGCAUCCUAGGAACUGUAAUUUGUUAAGGGUGCUGAAAGUUGUUAGGAGACCCCGAUUUCACUCACAGAGGUACAAUUCCCGGAGUUUCCUUGCAAGAGGGGAUUGAUUGUUAAACCACUCUGAAAAUUGUAGGUCUGUGAGGGAAAAAGGGGCCUCCUGACAGCUCUCAGGACCCUUAACAAACCACAGUUCCUAGGAUGCUUUGGGAGAAAGCCAUGACUGUUUAAAGUGGUAUAAUAUUGUUUUAAAUGUAUGGUGCAGCAAGAGACAAAAAGUAAGUGGGGGCCAGCGGGGGGGGGUGAAGGAAAAAACUCUCAUGCAACAGGCACAGGGUGAAAUCAGUAGGAAGUAAGUUAAUGCUAACGCCCACCGUUUUCAACCCUCACAAGAAAAGGGGACUUGUCUGUAUACAUUUCACACUGAUGAACAAUGGGGGCUCAAGAUGGAGGCAGAACAGCAUUUGACCAAUCGCAAGAGAAGAAACCUUGCUCGGGGCCUGUCUCCCCUAACAGCUGUCUACGCCUCAGCGAAGGUGUCCUCCAUUGUACACUCUAUUUUUAAAGCAUUUUAAACACUGUGAUCAAGGAAGCAACUACACACACCCCUCUCUCUCAGUCCUUGGGGCAGUCCACUGGUUGUAAUGAUUAUCCUGCUUAAGGUGUGACUAAUGGCGUUUCAGUAGUAUGUGGAGAUUUUUUAAAAAAAACAAAACAGCUCUGCAUGCCUACCCUGGAAUUCCCACCCACACACCUGAGGUGAGCAGGAAAGGCCUGACAAGUGCUUAUGAGAAGGGGGACUUGCGUAAUCUCCCAUAAUCCUGUGGGCUUGUGGCCUGGCUGGUGGGGUGGACAUAUGUCAGCUGCUUCCUGUACAAAAUGUGCAUUAACUUAUUGGCAUCGUUCCACAGCACACCAAAUAAAUCUACAUUUUAUAUGAGA
This is a messenger RNA of Rhineura floridana, 4213 nucleotides long. RefSeq names its product procollagen-lysine,2-oxoglutarate 5-dioxygenase 3 (gene PLOD3). The record is from RefSeq and is a predicted model, not a curated record. Gene Ontology annotation, molecular function: procollagen glucosyltransferase activity; iron ion binding; L-ascorbic acid binding. Gene Ontology annotation, biological process: peptidyl-lysine hydroxylation. The transcript is spliced from 19 exons. The coding region runs from base 309 to 2534 and encodes 741 amino acids. NCBI's taxonomy places the organism in Eukaryota, Metazoa, Chordata, Lepidosauria, Squamata, Rhineuridae. Gene Ontology annotation, cellular component: endoplasmic reticulum.